Molecule: messenger RNA, 1286 nt
Organism: Camellia sinensis
Lineage: Eukaryota; Viridiplantae; Streptophyta; Magnoliopsida; Ericales; Theaceae
Product: G-type lectin S-receptor-like serine/threonine-protein kinase SD2-5
Biological process (GO): protein phosphorylation
Molecular function (GO): protein serine/threonine kinase activity; ATP binding
Source: RefSeq, a predicted model, not a curated record
UGGAGCUUCAGAAUAUUAGUUAUUUUUUUAACUUAAAAGACACAAACGGAGACUACUUGGAUGCAAAAAUCGAGUUAGAGGAUUGCAAGAAGAGUUGCUUGAAAAACUGUUCAUGCAAAGCCGCUUUGUUUGCAUAUGAUGGGGGCUCUAAUUAUGAUGGGAGCUAUUACUAUAAUCGUUGCUUAUUACUAUCUGAAGUCUAUUCUCUUCAAAAUAAUGAUGCAGGGGAUGAUAGCAUUUCUCUAUUUCUUAAAGUGCAGAAUUCUCUGACUGCGCAGUAUCCUUUACCAACAAAUUCUCCUCAAAAGAAAUCAAGGAAUGUCAAAAUCACUCUUGGAUCCAGCCUCGGAGCUCUCUUUGGUGUAUUUUUUGUGGUUGCCUCUUGCAUUUUCCAUUUUAGAAAGAAAGGAGAAUCCGAAGAAUUUGAUGAGUUCUCUGUUGAUCAAGUACCAGGGAUGCCUAGUAGAUUCUCAUAUGAAGACCUGAGAGCCAUGACGAGCAAUUUCAAUAAUAAGCUCGGGGAAGGAGGAUUUGGGUCAGUGUUUCAAGGGACAUUAAGUGAUGGCACCGAAAUAGCAGUGAAGCGUCUCAAUGGUUUUGGUCAAGUUAAGAAGUCAUUCUUAGCUGAAGUUGAGACAAUAGGCAGCAUUCACCAUAUCAAUUUGGUGAGAUUAAUAGGAUUUUGCGCUGAAAAAUCAUACAGGCUUCUAGUUUAUGAGUACAUGUCUAAUGGAUCCUUGGAUAAAUGGAUCUUCCAAAGGCACCAAGAGCUCACACUUGGGUGGCAAUCCAGAAGAAAGAUCAUCAUGGAGAUAGCUAAGGGUCUAUCCUAUCUCCAUGAGGAAUGCAGGCAGAAAAUAUUUCAUUUGGAUAUCAAACCCCAAAACAUCCUCUUAGAUGAAUACUUCAAUGCAAAAAUAUCUGAUUUCGGAUUGUCAAAACUAAUUGAUAAGGACCAAAGCCAAGUUGUAACAACUUUGAGGGGAACACCAGGCUAUUUGGCUCCUGAAUGGUUGAGCUCAAUUAUCACUGAGAAAGUAGAUGUCUACAGCUUUGGUGUUGUGGUCUUGGAAAUGUUGUGUGGGCAAAAAAAUUUGGAUAGGUCUCAACCUGAGGAAGAUAUGCAUUUACUAAGUCUAUUUAAAAGGAAAGCCGAGGAGGAACGACUGAUCGAUAUCGUUGAUAAAGGCAAUGAUGAAAUGCAGUUACAUAGUACAGAAGUUGUGGAGAUGAUAUCUAAUUUAGGCCGUAAUCAUGACAGUGCCAUCUUUAGACGGACAUACUAG